Molecule: messenger RNA, 2573 nt
Organism: Danio rerio (zebrafish)
Lineage: Eukaryota; Metazoa; Chordata; Actinopteri; Cypriniformes; Danionidae
Source: RefSeq, a predicted model, not a curated record
AUGGCGUUCAUUAAAGAGGAGAGUGAAGAUGUGAAGAUUGAAGAAACAUUCACAGUCAAACAGGAAGAUCUGCAGGAACAAACAGACCUAAUUGGAGAGAAGGAGGGGAGUAAAGAGGAGGAACAUCAUGUUAAAAUUGAGGACAAAACUCAUUUACAGACUGAUGGUAUUUUGAAAAGGAGAGACGGGAAUCGUUUCACUUGCACUCAGUGUGGAAAGAUUUUGGGAAGCAAAAGCAAACUUAAGAUUCACAUGAGCAUCCACACAGGAGAGAAACCAUUUACAUGCACUCAGUGUGGGAAGAGUUUCAGCAAAUCAUCAUCCCUUAAUCAACACAUGAGGAUCCACACUGGAGAGAAACCAUUCACAUGCACUCUGUGUGGGAAGAGUUUUAGCUUAUCAUCAUCCCUUAAUCUACACAUGAGGAUCCACACUGGAGAAAAACCAUUUACAUGCACUCGGUGUGGGAAGAGUUUCAACUGCUCAUCAAACCUUAGUAAACACAUGAUGAUCCACACUGGAGAAAAACCAUUCACGUGCACUCAGUGUGAGAAGAGUUUUAGGAUAUCAUCAUCCCUUAAUCUACACAUGAGGAGCCACACUGGAGAGAAACCAUUCACAUGCACUCAGUGUGGGAAGAGUUUCAGCCAAUCAUCAUCUCUUAAUAAGCACAUGAGGAUCCACACUGGAGAGAAACCAUUCACAUGCACUCAGUGUGGGAAGAGUUUCAACCGAUCAGAACACCUUAAUCUACACAUGAGGAUCCAUACCGGAGAGAAAUCAUUCACUUGCACUGAGUGUGAGAAGAGUUUUACCUGCUCAUCAAACCUUAAUCUACACAUGAGGAAACACACUGGAGAGAAACCAUACGCAUGCACUCAGUGUGGGAAGAUUUUCAGCCAAUCAUCAUGCCUUAAUCUACACAUGGUAAGCCACAACGGAGAGAAACCAUGACCUACGAAACUCUGACGGACUCUGACCUGCGAAAUCGCAUCACUUGACUGUGUGAGACCAAUCGAAGAUCAAAACAUGACCUCUCUGGACCGAAAUUUAAAAAAAUGUACCAAUCGCUCACUUUUUAAAAUGUCUAAUCAUCUUGUUUGUUCCCGCUCCUUUUCGCAACGCCGUACAACAGAAUUUUGCAUGCUCAAACUCUAUUGUGACCGCAGCUUCGGUGUGGGAUGAGUUUCAGCACAUCCUCAGACCUUAAUAAACGCAUGAAGACCCACACUGGGAAGAAACCAUUGACAUUCACUCAGUGUAAGAAGAGUUUUAACCGAUCAGCAAACCUUAAUGAACACAUGAAGAUCCACACUGGUGUGAAAGAGUAUAUGUGUUUUGAAUGUGAGAAGACUUUUAUUACAAAAUUGAAACUGCACCAGAUGUUUUACACUUGAGAGACCAUACAAGUGUUCACACUGUGACAAGAGGUUUAAUCAGUGAACACUUCUGAAUCACACAAAAGAGGAUUCACACUGGAGAGAAACUGUACAUCUGAAAUCUGAUGUGUCUACAGAAUUGGACAAAAAGUUGCACACAUUACAUGAAUGCAGCAAAACAUUUUCUCGUGUAGGGAUGUCCUGAUACAAAAUUUUAACUUCCGAUACGAUACCGAUAUUGCAGCCUUCAGUACGAACCGAUACCGAUAUAUAUCCGAUAUCAGCAAAAAUCAUAAAUACUUUACUUUUUUAAUUUUAUAAAAUAUCUUAAUUGAAUAAACAAAAAUACAUUUUUAAAGUGCAAAAUGCUAAUUAAAGGUCAUUUCAGUUAUACAUUUUUUUUAAUCAUAAAAUCGUAGAAACAGCUGAGAGCAGGAACAUAUGAAAAAAAUAUUGUUAAUUGAACAACUGCUAAAGGUUCAGUGUCCAAAGUUUCGAUUUCAAACACAGCUUUUUGGUGAAUUUUUGUUCCAGUUGAGCUGCAAAAUAUCUUUCAAGCUGGGCUCCAGAAAUAAGUUAUUGUUAAUUAAUAAAAAUGUGCAGUAUGGUUAGUACAAACAUUUUCAUGACCAGAUCUAUUUAAUCUUUGUUUGUAUCAUAAGAACAUUAUGGCUGUAUCAAUGUUCCCAAACAUUAUUAAUUUUAUAAUAAUAUAUAUUGCACAUAUUAUCUUUAACAUAACUAUACUUGCAGAAGCUGGAUUGAAACACACCUUUUCUCCACAGCACAUACAAUAAUAUGACUUUUAAGAAUAUUUUAUUUAUGAAAAUUCAUUAUAUUUACAUAAUAUAUUGCACAGAUUCCACCCUACUGUCCACAUCGAAAAAAAUUGACAAUGUAAAGACAGACAGAACUGCGAACUGAUGUGCAAACCUGACACUGUUUAUCAGAGCACUUUAUCUUUCUGGGCUUUUUAACGAAGAGUUAAACAUGAGAAUGUCUCUAAUUAAAUGUUCCUUCUGCCCCAAAAGUAAUAUCAUUCUUUCUUUUAAACUGUAAUGGCCAUCAGCAACAGAAUGAUUUCUUAUUCUUAUUUAACAGACAAUGAAAACAGCAAAAAUGUUUAGCAUUUUACAUGACACGUUUCCUUUUAGAGUGUUCAAGUAAAAAAUAAAAUAAAGAAUAAUAAAUCCA